UACAGACAACAUGGCCGUGGAUUCGUGACAAAGUUUUGUGUUUCACACAAUACACAAAGCUUAUUCUAACAAAUUCUGAAGUGUAUGUGUCUGUGUAACACAUGUAUUACACCAAAGCACAAUUUAAAUAAACAAAAAGAAAUAAAUAUGCACCAAUACAGGUCAUACACAUGGUUUUAACAGUGGGGCCUGCUUGUUCACAUGUUACACUGAGACAAAAGGCCUUUCUAAAGACUGUUCUCGGUCACCAGUGCCUGAAAAAUGGACAAAACCUCUGCAUUCUAUAGGCUUCAAUAGUUGCUGAGUAAGGGGUUCUCUGAGGGGGGCCACUGAUUCGUUAUGUUUGGUCUGGUAUAAAAGGAAGGGGUUAAACCAGUUAGGAAGGCAGUUCAGGAGCAACAGCAUCUGCAUCCAACAUGAGCAACACCAGCAUGAACAUGAGGGGCAAGAUCAUCUUCUAUGAGGACAGGAACUUCCAGGGUCGUUCCUAUGAGUGCAUGAACGACUGCUCUGACAUGACUUCCUACCUGAGCAGGUGCCACUCCUGCAGGGUGGAGAGCGGCUGCUUCAUGGUCUACGACCGUCCCAACUACACAGGAAACCAGUGGUUCAUGAAGAGGGGCGAGUACGCUGACUACAUGAGCAUGAUGGGAUGGAGUGGUGGCAUCAGGUCUUGCCGUAUGAUCCCCAUGCACAGAGGCCAGUUCAGGAUGAAGAUCUACGAGAGGGACAACUUCGGUGGUCAGAGUUACGAGAUGAUGGACGACUGUGAAAACAUCAUGGACCGUUACCGUAUGUCCGACUGCCAGUCCUGCCACGUGAUGGACGGCCACUGGCUGAUGUACGAGCAGCCCCACUACAGAGGCAGGAUGAUGUACAUGAGGCCUGGAGAGUACAGGAGCUUCAGGGACAUGGGCAUGAGUGGCACGAGGUGGAUGAGCAUGAGGCGCAUCAUGGACUCUUGCUAGUAAAUG
Micropterus dolomieu (smallmouth bass) is the source of this 974-nucleotide messenger RNA. Its product is annotated as gamma-crystallin M3-like. Gene Ontology annotation, biological process: lens development in camera-type eye; visual perception. Gene Ontology annotation, molecular function: structural constituent of eye lens. Lineage: Eukaryota; Metazoa; Chordata; Actinopteri; Centrarchiformes; Centrarchidae. The record is from RefSeq and is a predicted model, not a curated record. The coding region runs from base 417 to 968 and encodes 183 amino acids. The transcript has 3 exons.